AUGGUGCUUUUCAAUGCAAUAUUAGGAACUCAGGAUCGGCGUCGAUUGCUCAGGAGCAUGGAGCAACUCGACAAGCCGUCAACAUCCGGCUAUUCAGGUCGUGACAAUCCUGGCUAUCCCGAGGAUCCUGAGGAGAACUCCAAAACAAUCGAGAGAAUCGAGGUGGUCACCCGAGAGCUCCGUAUACACACUCGGACCGAAUCGAAGCCUGGCGGCCCGCUAUCGUCUAGCCUACAAGCGGAUCUUUCAAAAGGCCCAACCACGGCGCACGUAAAAACCGUUGAAAUUGCGCGCGACGUCGCCAGACAGUGCCGCGCAAACAAGUACAAUAAGGAAGCGCAGGAAUUGGCGAAAAUUCUCGGUUCACCUCACGUGGAUAAUCUGCUUGACGCUCACGAUCAAGUCGCCCUGAUGACUCUACGGAAACAGGCCGACGAUGAGAAAGUACAAGAGAGCGCCACAGAGACGGAGGAUGAGUCUUUCGACAAAAAUCAGCCAGAGACAAGCUCGGACGACGAAGAUGAACAAGACACUUCGCAGGAUUCCCUGGCUACAGAGUCGCUCAAGGUCGUCGUUGUUCGCAAAGUUGACGGAGAGCCCCUGGGGAUAACCGUCGACGCUUGCCCGGAGUCUGGCCGUGUGCGAAUAGCCCGGAUCCUGGCCGGGGGUCUGAUCGAGAAACAGGGCAUGUUACACGUUGGAGACAAGAUUGUGGAAGUCAACAACGUCAGAACGUCGACGGCGGAGAACCUACAAAUCAUGCUCCGGAAAGCCAAACCCGGCGCUUUAGUCUUCAAGGUCAUCCCGUCACCCCACGACACCUCUAUGCAUAGCAACAGUUUCGUGAAGACCCUGUACUCGUACGAUCCGUCUAAAGAUACUCUGCUACCGUGCAAGGACAUCGGGCUGGCCUUCAGUAUGGGUGAUAUCCUACAGAUCUUGAAUACCCAGGAUCCCAACUGGUGGCAGGCGCGUAAAUUAGGAACAAGGGGACACGCAGGACUCAUCCCGUCCCAGGAACUCGAAGAGCGACGCAGGGCCUUCGUUCCAGCCGAAUUCGACUACGCCACAACCACCACGAUGUGCGGAACGAAACUCACCCGGCACAAGCGCAAGACGUUCUACGAAACGAGAUUAGCCGACGAAUUCGAGAAGGCCGAGCUCGCUCUCUAUGAAGAAGUCACGAAAGUCCCACCGUUCGAAAGGAAAACACUCGUGCUGGUCGGAGCCAGCGGUGUCGGACGACGAUCCCUCCGGAAUCAGUUGAUCGACGAACACCCCGGUCUAUUUGGAGUGCCACUGCCACACACGUCCCGACCGAUCAGAGAGGAUGAGAUCGACGGAAAAGUGUAUCAUUUCGUUAGUCGAGAGCAGAUGGAGGCCGAUAUCGCGGACAAUAAAUACCUGGAGUGGGGCGAGUUCGGUGGACACCUCUACGGGACCAAACUCGACUCAAUUCGGGAAAUAAUGAGCCGAGACAAAAUGGUCAUCUUGGAUUGUAGUCCACAGUAUCUCAAGAUAUUGAAGAGUCCCGAAUUCAUGUCGUAUGUUGUUUUCGUCGCGGCUCCGCCAAUGCCCGAGCUGCGAGGAUUGUACGACGGGAACCGUUACGGAAGCAAAUACGGGAGACUCGAUUUGAAUUUGACGUUCGAUCGCGCCAUGAGCCGUCAAAGUCGUCGAGCUCUCACGCUUCAGAGCUUAGCAUCACUGCAAGAGGACGAGGAUCUCAAGCGCACCAUCGACGAGAGUGCGAGGCUCGAGCGACAAUUCGCUGCUCAUUUCGAUGCAACCAUUGUCAACCACGCGUUCGACAAGACCUACGAUCAGCUGAAAGACCUAAUCGAGCAAACACGGACCGAACCACAAUGGGUUCCUGUGUCGUGGGUUUUCUAA
Galendromus occidentalis (western predatory mite) is the source of this 1893-nucleotide messenger RNA. RefSeq names its product MAGUK p55 subfamily member vari (gene vari). The transcript has 11 exons. Bases 1 to 1893 code for a protein of 630 amino acids. NCBI's taxonomy places the organism in Eukaryota, Metazoa, Arthropoda, Arachnida, Mesostigmata, Phytoseiidae. Gene Ontology annotation, molecular function: protein binding. The record is from RefSeq and is a predicted model, not a curated record.